AUGUCCACAGAGAUGAUCCAGGCGUCCACGCUGCUCAGCCAGCAGCAUGGCAGGCUGUUUUCUGCAGCGGCAAAGUUUGCCUUCGGCAUCCUUGUGCUGGUGCCACUAGUGCUGCUCGAGCUCUUGGCGUACGGGCUCCUCUUCUUCAUCCUGACCUUAGCCAUCUCGGUCCUGGCCUGGUGGCAGCCACAACCUGCAGCGAGCGGGGAGAAGGUGAAGAUGAUGAAAGUGGCCGCACCCCGAAGUCUCUCGGGGCGCCUUCGUGCUGCCCGCGCGGCCGGGGACUCGCGACGCAUGGCGGCCGUGCUGCGGGAGGCGCUGACGCCAGACCUGUGUGGAAUCUUGCAUGAGGAUGCAGACGCAGCAGAAGCCGAAGAGCUGACGGAGGAGGUCUGCAAGACGCUGCAAACGAUCUCAUGCAGCAGCACUUCCUUGCAAGCUGUGAAGGCAAUGCAUGCAUCUUUUGGCCAGAGCUGCCUCUACCUUUCUGGCGGCGGCAUGCUGGGCAUGUACCACAUAGGCACAGUUCGUCAACUUCUCGAUGAUGGCUUGCUUCCAGAUCAUCUCUGUGGAACCUCCGUUGGUUCCAUUGUCGGCGCUUUCGUAGCGACGCGAACAGACCAAGAGCUCAGGGAAGAGCUCAACACUCUGGAGGAGUGGUACAGACAGAUGGGGCCUGAGGAGGGCCCCUUCCCUGUCCCGUACUGGGAGGUUGUGGUUCGCGUGCUUUGGCGAGGCUACAUCUACGACUACAUGAACCAGUACCGCAACCAGGCCUCCUUCGUUUCCAUGGGCCUGACCUUUGCGGAGGCCUUCGAGAGAACGGGCAGGACGUUCACCAUCACCUGCACGCCGACUUGCGGCGGACCCCUGCUGCUGCUAAACAGGCACACUGCGCCGAACGUUCUCAUUGCUUCAGCAGUCUGCGCCUCGUCAUCUAUGCCAAUGCUGGUGCAGGCCGUGCGGCUUCUCGAGAAGGCCCCAGAUGGGACUGCGAGACCCUGGCCAGGUGUCACGGCCCUCGUGCGCGAUGGGACCAUGAUGGCCGAUUCUCCAUGCCAUGAGCUUGCCGCGAUGCUCAACACGCGGUGGUCCAUCGUCUCUCAGGUGAAUCCGCACGUGGUGCCGUUGUCCAUGCCAUUUUUGCUGGCCAACCGCCUUAGGCGUUGCUGCAGCAGUGCUUGGGCACGUGUGGGCGACGCGGAGCCCUCGCUCCGCAGGUGCAUCUGGACGACGCUGCGCAUGUUUCAGUCCUGGACAGGGCUCCCGCGACAAGGUGGCUGGAUCUACAACCUACUGUUCCAGGACUACUUUGGAGACGUAAACAUAGUCCACGACGAGAUGCGCUUCAUGGACUACGUGCGCGUCAUAAAGAACGAGAUUAGCAUGGAUGAUUUCCAGAAGAAGGCUUUCCUUGGUGCGGAGACGAGCAUACGACCGCUGCAGCGCCACAAGCUGCGAGCGAAAGUGGAGGCUGCCCUGCGUGCAGCCCACGCGGCAAGUGCCGCGGCUCCUGUCACGAGCUCACCGCGACGGCAGCGACGAGCCCUGGGGCGAAGAACGCGCAUGUGA
Messenger RNA from Symbiodinium natans, 1572 nucleotides. The record is from the annotation of a GenBank genome assembly. NCBI's taxonomy places the organism in Eukaryota, Dinophyceae, Suessiales, Symbiodiniaceae.